Loxodonta africana (African savanna elephant) is the source of this 2038-nucleotide messenger RNA. RefSeq names its product KTI12 chromatin associated homolog (gene KTI12). The record is from RefSeq and is a predicted model, not a curated record. Gene Ontology annotation, biological process: tRNA wobble uridine modification. The transcript has a single exon. NCBI's taxonomy places the organism in Eukaryota, Metazoa, Chordata, Mammalia, Proboscidea, Elephantidae. Bases 16 to 1080 code for a protein of 354 amino acids.
CCGCGCACUGGGACAAUGCCGCUUGUGGUGUUUUGCGGGCUGCCGUACAGCGGGAAGAGCCGUCGCGCGGAGGCGCUACGCGGAGCGCUGGCUGCUGAGGGUCGCGCGGUGUACGUAGUGGACGACGCGGCAGUGCUGGGUGCCGAGGACCCGACCGUCUAUGGCGACUCAGCGCGUGAGAAGGCGUUGCGCGGAGCGCUGCGAGCCGCGGUGGAGCGGCGCUUAAGUCGCCAAGACGUGGUCAUCCUCGAUUCUCUUAACUACAUCAAGGGUUUCCGCUACGAGCUCUACUGUCUGGCGCGGGCGGCACGCACCCCGCUCUGCCUGGUCUACUGCGUGCAGCCUUGUGGUCCGAGCAGCGGACAUCUGAAGGCGGGCGCGGAGGAGAUCGGGAGCCGGAACGUGAAUGUGAGUUGGCGGCCGCGCUCUGAACAGGGCGGGAGACCUCUGGAGGCGGGCACCGGUGGCAUCAGAGAACCUCAAGCAGCCGGCUCUGAAGUAAAUGGGAGAUCCUGGGCCGAGGUACCUAGGGAACUGGAGCCAGGGGAAACCAGGGCGCCGAAUUCUCCAGCUCUUCUGAUUCCAGAGUCCGAGAAACCUGCAGAGCAUAUGUCCAGUGCCUUUUAUUCUCCCGAACUUCUGGAGGCCCUAACGCUGCGCUUUGAGCCUCCCGACUCUCGGAACCGCUGGGACCGGCCCCUGUUCACCUUGGUGGGCUUAGAGGAGCCCUUGCCUUUGGCGGAAAUCCGGACUGCCCUGUUUGAGAACCGGGCUCCUCCACCCCAUCAAGCCACACAGUCGCAGCCCCUUGCCUCCGGCAGCUUUCUGCAUCAGUUGGACCAGGUCACGAGCCAGGUGUUGGCAGGGCUGAUGGAAGCGCAGAAGAGCGCUGUCCCUGGGGAUUUGCUAACGCUUCCUGGCACCACGGAGCGCCUGCUGUUUACUCGGCCCCUUACCAUGGCAGAACUGAGCCGACUUCGACGCCAGUUUAUUUCCUACACCAAAAUGCACCCCAACAACGAGAACCUGCCGCAGCUAGCUAACAUGUUCCUGCAGUACCUAAGCCAGAGUUUGCACUAACCAGAGGGAGUAUGGGGGAAACCAUGGCUCCUGUGUAACCUCCCACUGCUCGCUAUUUUUCUGGGAAGAAUAAUCUGAAGGUCCAAAGACCAUAUUUAUGUGUGGUGCUAGAGCUAUUGUGAUUGAUACACUCAAACUUAUCCUGACCACCUCUGUCAGGCAUUAAGUUUAUACCACAAGUUGAGAUGAGAAAAAAUGGAGAACUAGCUUGGAGGAUCUUGUUAAAUUCUUCCAGACAACAGAGGUCAGGUGGACAGGGGUUGCUUAGAUUGUGUGCUACUUGGGAGAUCUCACAUUACUGAUUUCCCUUGUCUGAGUUGUGGGAGAGUAGACUAGAUGCGUGGUUUUUUUUAAAACAAUUGUAAACAGAAACAGUGAAGAUGGCGCAAUCCUACAUCUGCACAGCCCAUUUUAUGCCACAAAAAUUUAUUGAGUACUGUACCUGCUUUGUGCUGGCCUCAAUCCUGGGAACUGGAGUCACAGAUGAAUCCAUUUUCUGUCCUCGGGAUGCUCUGCCUCUAGUGGAGGUGAAACACGGAUCCACUAGAUUAUUUCCUCAAUAAAAUCUCUCUAAAAAAAAAGUCUGCUGACGUUUCUCUUAAAAAUAUGUAUGUGUGUGGAUUUAACUAUGAAAGGUUAAACGUGUCAAAGUUUAGAUACAUGUGUAUAUCAUCUUUACACCUUUGCCUGAAAUACUACUUUGAGAGUACUUGGUGAGACUGAAUGGUUUGGCCUAAUCCAGAUGAUUGUAUUACAGUGACUUCUCUAUCUAUUGUGCGUCAUUCUGUAUUUCAAGACAAAUAUUACGUGUGGUUUGUCUUUCAUUCCUUCAUUGAUUUCCUUAAACAAAGGCUGGGCACUUAGUAUUUACUAGUAUAUGCAAUAAGUUGUCAUUUGAGCCCUGAGGGCUUUAAGAGCUUCCUCUGGCCAAGACUGGGUCAGGUGGGUUAUAUUGUUC